AUGCCCCACCAGCCACAUAAGAACCUUUUUACCCUCCCCAAUUUCCAUCCCGCGCCAACCAAAUGUUGUCGACCGCCUCGUGUUAAGAGUAGGAAGGUGUGCCAACGUGUCUCGGAUCUCCGCCGAGUACCGCCCCCACGACCGCUGCCGGAUGCCGCCGCUAGUGCACAGUCCGCAUUUGGUUUUCUGCAGCGGCGGGGAGAUGUGCUUCGUGGUGACGAUUUUGUGGACGGACUUCUGCCUCCAUCUCCUUCUGUGCCUGCAUCGGCGGCCGAGGUGGUAAAGCAUCCCAGUGUCACCACCAAUGUCAAGAGGUGGGUUUCUGAUUUUAGGUUAAUGGCAAACAGAGUAAAUUUUGCUUUGACCUAG
Striga asiatica is the source of this 369-nucleotide messenger RNA. The record is from the annotation of a GenBank genome assembly. Lineage: Eukaryota; Viridiplantae; Streptophyta; Magnoliopsida; Lamiales; Orobanchaceae.